Molecule: messenger RNA, 5078 nt
Organism: Bombina bombina (fire-bellied toad)
Lineage: Eukaryota; Metazoa; Chordata; Amphibia; Anura; Bombinatoridae
Gene: ZCCHC14
Product: zinc finger CCHC-type containing 14
Exons: 14
Coding region: 561-3800 (1079 amino acids)
Molecular function (GO): protein binding; nucleic acid binding; phosphatidylinositol binding
Source: RefSeq, a predicted model, not a curated record
GGCGUCUUGUCUGCCUGGAGGCCGUGAGCCGUUUACUUUUAACGGUUUAAGUCAAUAUACAAAUUAAUGCGAUUAACGGAAUUAAAUUGCCACGACAACUAAGAAACGAGGAUACGGUGAGAUUGGAUACAAAGGAAGGAACAGCCUUCCAUUACAAGUGUGAGACUACCUCCACAGCCUGUUUUUCAGACUUUCUCCACUUGAAUUUCGCCUGUCCUGUGCAUCUUUUGGCUAGAGACUUUGUGGAAUAAUCUAGUUAGUUUUCAUGUUUAUUAGCAUGCAAAUGGAGAAGUGCUGAUGAUGGGUCCCAUGUUUUGUGGAAAAUGCAGCAACCAGAUUGGUCUUCACCGAACUUUCAACAUUCCAGGGAUUUUGUGAGAAAAUUCCCUUAUGUAGUCUCAAAAUUAGUCUCCACAAGAAACAUAGCCUGAUGUGAGUAGAGGGAGGUCUUCUGGAAGGAGGUAGCAACCGCUACAUUUCAGGGGAUUGGGAUUUUGUUGAUCCCUUUCUUGUUUUGAGGGUGACAAAGGCAGAGGAAUUUACUAUUUUUCCAAUACACCAUGGUGGAGAAACAGCGCUGUCCCCUGCAGAGGGAUAGUGUUUACCGCUGGUUCUCAGAGUUGACUUCCUCCCAGAGGAUUGAAUUUUUGUGUGGCCUUCUGGAUCUUUGUAUCCCAUUGGAAUUACGUUUUCUUGGGUCCUGCCUUGAAGAUCUGGCUCAUAAAGACUACCACUCACUACGGGACUCUGAAAUCAAGGCAAAUAAUCCUGCAGAUCUUGGAAGCCUCACUAAUUUAACAGAUGAGGUUGUCCGGAGCAAAUUAUUGGUUUCCUUGGCCUUGCUGGGAUCAGACAACCGUGAGGCUGCAGGUGUCCUUUGCCGGACUCUUACUCACAUUGAUUCCAUAAUUAACAACUAUGGACUGCAACUCAAUGAUGGAAGAACUGGAGAUGAGUUUCUCUUGCUUUUCACAAUGGCCACCAACCACCCAGCAUUUAGCUUCCACCAGAAGCAGGUAUUGAGGAAAGAACUUGCUCAUAUCCAAGGCAUGGUCGACACCACCAGCCACCAAAGCACUACUGGAGGUAUCCACACAAUUACUACCAGUGUUCCAGCAGCCACUACAACUGUCAGCAGCAGUAAAGUAUCUGCUAGCUGCCCCAAGGUUACACUAAGAGCUGAUUCUCCCAUAAAUAAUGUGUGUAACAGUUUAGCAAAUGCACUACACACAUCCUCACAUUCCAUAGAAGAAUCGUUAGCCAAGAGGCCUUCUGGGAAACACUCGAAAGUGUACAUUGAAAAAAUUGACUUUAAAGUGUUUCCACAUAAGAAGAAAGAAAAAAAUGGUGACUGCUGUUUUGAGGUUUUUUGGUCUGAUUCAUCCAUAUCUUUAGUAACCAAAUCUUCUGCAGAAGUUGCUGACCUACUUUCAAAGCUUUCCCAUCUAUCUCCAGAAGAAAACUUGGAGAAAUGCAUUCCUUACCGUGCUGGCAUGGAUUCUUAUUCCAUGGAAAGAAACUACGUGGAUGUUGAGUUAGACUUUAGGCAUCUGGUUUCUUUGUCUCCCCAAAUUUUAAAAAAUGAUCUAGUAAAAAAAUUCUUCUCUACUCCAGCAAACCACCAACAUCAGAAUUUAAACCCCAGUAAUCCAUCCCUUCUUAAAAUAAACACUCCAGUUGGUUCAUCUGUACGACCAAUAUGUGGAGUUGCAAGCAUUCAGUCUUCUCAGAGCAGCAUAACAUCACACCAUGCUGUAGGCUUCCCCCCUUGCUCCUACUCCGGAAGUUCUAGCACUUCUUCACUUGCUUAUCGACCCCAUUUGGAUGUUCAGUCCUCUGUUAUGGUGUCUUCCAAUGUGCCAAGUCCACAAACCCAAGAACAACAGGAAAUAUUGGAGUGGCUUCGAAAACUGCGUUUGCACAAAUACUACACAGUUUUUAGCCAGCUUUCCAUGAAAAAGUUUUUGAGUCUUACUGAAGAAGAUUUAAAUAAAUUUGAAUCUCUCACCAUGGGAGCAAAAAAGAAAUUAAAGACACAACUUGAAUUGGAGAAGGAGAAGUCUGAAAAGCGUUAUUUAAAUCCUGGACACUGUGUUUCAUUUAAUAACAGCGGCAUUGCAAGAGUUCCCCCUACUAGUCAUGUUGGUCCUGUGCAGAAUGUUCACUGCAGCCAUGCAACAGAGCUGUCUGUGGAUGUUGAACCUCCGACUCAUCAGAUGCCUCAAGAGGGCAGUUCAUCUUCAGACUAUUCCAGUUCUCCUUCAAGCCCUAUGGGACUCCAGGCUCGCGAAGAAAGCUCGGACAGCGCAGAAGAAAUGGAUAGGCGACUGAUUCGACACUAUGAUUGUGCAGAAAAGGAGAAGUCUGUCUUGUUAGUGAAUCACUUCACAUCAAAUUUGGUACGACCAACAGCUCAGGUUUUACCAGUUCAAAAUGAUACUGUGUCAAGCCCUUCCAGCCAUCAGCCUAUGCCACUUCAAAUCAUAACAGGAACAGCUGCCCACAUUGCUCCACUGCACCUUACGAACACGAUGCACAAACUAGAUAGAGGAAAUUUAGAGAUAAAACUGCUUCAAACUUCCACUCAGCCAGUUUUAUCUCCUGAAGAAAGAAACAAAAGUUCAUCUGGUCCCAGAAGUGGCAUUAAAAUGGAAAAGAGCUUUGGAAACUUGAUUAUGGAUGUCAAAUCCACACCAACUCCUUUGCAUCAUGGUCAUGUUGUUGCUUUACCACCUGAUAUUAGCUCCAUGCAGCAGUCUCCUACCUUUUGUGUGCGACCCAAAGUAGGAAAUUCUGUUUCUGGGGAAAGACCAACUAAACCAACUCAGCAACAGUCCCCAGUAGAAUCAACUACUGCUGGCACCUUGUCAUCUACUGCAGUCUUUCAGAUGACUCGUCCACCAGUCAAACUCCUUGUUUCUUCCUCUGAUUCUUCCAUUGUUGGACAAACAUCUUGCUGUAGUAACAACCCUACAGUAAUAAAUCAAAGAAAUCUUCCUUAUACAGCAAAUACCAAAGUUGCCUUUUCAUCUAUGAGUGGUAUCCCCAUAGCCCAAAUGUCUGGCAGUGUAAGUUCAAAUACUAGUACUGCCUCCCCAGGCAACCAUGCUUCUGCAUCGUUUGUGGCAAACCUUUCAAGCUGCCCUGCCCCUUGUUCGAGUCCUGCUCUUUCCUCAACCUCUGAAAAUGGCAGUUAUUACAGUGGCAAUGGAAAUACUCCAUCAGUGAACAUACAGAUUACAAACCAGACUCCCUCUCAGCAUCACGUUCACCAUUCACAGCAAACACCACAGCAACAGACAGGGUGUACUGUGUGUAGCUCUUGUGGCUGCAGUGGUAACUGUGGCUCUGGUGGUGUGACUCUAAAUUAUGGCAAUUAUUUUCAGCAUACAUUUUCAACUCCCUCCAUGUUUCCAUUCCCUCUCUUACCCUUCAACCCUAUCUGCAAUAAUGGCUACAUUAACACCCAGCAAUACAACAAUGCUACUUUUCCUGUAGUUCAUACUCCUUACAACAGUAGCCUCAAUCCAGACUCCAUGUUAACAGGACAGGCCAGCUUUUCUAUACCACCAAUGCAAAACUUUUUUACUGGCACAGCAGGAGUGUACCAACCUCAGGGAAUGAUGGGAUCUCUCAAUGGUGCCACUCAUAAAAAGAAUGGAAAUGUUUCAUGUUACAACUGUGGAGCCAGCGGACACCGAGCUCAGGAUUGUAAACAGCCAUCAAUGGACUUUAAUCAGCAAGGUACUUUCCGUCUUAAAUAUGCUCCUCCAUCAGAUGGUCUGGACUCUGCUGAAUAAACCUUAAAUAUGGGAAUAAGAUGUGAAAAAUCAUCUUAGUUGCUCAGCUUCAAAAAUGUCCAUCACAGUUAAAGGUGCUUUACAUAAACUGGCAUGAAUAUCAUCAGGGUCUCCAUUUAUAUUGCCAAAUUUUGUUUAUACUUUAUAUUUUAAUCACACAUGCAGCAUGUUUAAAUCUGGCCUCAGUUAACCUCUGCUUUCUGGAAUCUACGAUAAAGAUGAUUUUAAUAAUGACAUUUAACAGUUAUUUUUCAUUUUUUGACUAAGAAAAGAAAAAGUGUGUGGGGCAGCUAAAAUAAAAUACUGAAGCCUAAUAUUGCCUUUAUGUCUAGUCGAGGUAAUAGCAUGGCAUUAUGCUUGACCGAUUGCGUUGAAUACAUCUGUUCUAUAUAAAAUAUAACCCAUCAGGAAGUAAUCACUGGGAUCUUUUGAGGAUUGCACUAGGGGAAGAAUGUAUCCUUUUUCUGGAAACUGUUUUCCUACUGUAUACGCGUUGCAAACUUUUCAAGAGCAUUGAAUACAGAAAUUUAAAAAAGACUCAAGUGACCUAAACAGCCGUGGAAAAAAAUGUCAUAUUUGUUGGCCUUUACUAAUUAACUUUUCAGAAUUUGCACUUUAAUACUAUUAUUAAUGAAACUAAGUAACAAAUUAGGAAGGGUCCAGGACUUGUGACAUCUUUAAGAAAAUGGUUUUCUUGGGAAGUAUUUUUCACGUGGUGACUUUUAACCAAGGUACCUGCAAUGGACUUGACCUUAUAUGGUAACACUACAUUUGGAAUUGCAUUUUUUUUUAUGGUGAAAAGUGGACUUAUUUCAAAGGGCUUUUACUGAGAAGACAAAAUAUUGUCUAAACUAGAAAAUCGGCCUCCUAGGACAAAGGAGAAAAGAGUGCAAAUUUAUUUAAUCCUUUUUUACAUUACAAAGAAAUUUAAAAAAUGCCCACAAAUGUACUUUUAGAAUUAUUGACGAGAUUUACAUUUGCUUUAUUUAUUUUGGGAGGCUACAUUUAAAAAACAACAACACUUUUUUUUAGUUGAUUGCCAUCUGUCAAGCAAUUAAAUACUGCAUGUGGCCAUUAAGAAUAUUUGUACAAAAUCCUUGAUCACUGUACGGGACAUAAUUUCCUGGAUCACUGAUUGCUUACAUGAAACCAAAGAUAGAAGUGGCAAGAAAAUGAAAGAUAUUGUUUUGUUUUUUUAGGUAAUACAUUUCAGAGCUUUGAACCUGAGUAACAUUCUAAAGCAUUUAAUAGAGAGAAAGAGAGGUGUGUGUGUAGUAU